AAGAGAUAAUUAUAGCUUAUCUUAUGUGUUAUGUUAUACACGCAGAAUUAAAUCAAAUAUGAAUGCAACUAAAUUUGAAAUAACACCGACAACGACUGUGUUGUCCAAACUGAACCACACGGAAUACCAAGAAUGGAAUCUUCUCGGUCAAAAGGUUUGGACAUCCGAGUCAAAGGCAACAUGGUCGCCAAACAAAGACGUUGCGUGGUAUACAUGCGAAGCGAUACACAUUACAUGCAUAGUGGUCGCAUUCUACAUUCUCUACGCACUGGUGCAUUUUAGAAUACUAAGAAAAGCAGAAGUGGCAAAAACUUCAGCGCGUCUUAGAAAGGGCGGAAGAUGGCUUGAAAAUCUUUGUAUAAUGGGCGUGUUAACUGCUCUGCUGAGGUUUGGGAAUAACCAGGCGUUAUUGUUUACCGUGGAUUCAACCUCCAGAUGUUCUACACUGCUUAAUGUCAGCAUUGCUCUGUACAACGUUACCAUUCACCCGAUAUACACCUUUCUGUGGGUGCGAUUGCGGAUCUUUUACUCGAACCGAGCAUUAAAACACCUGUACAGUAAAACUGUUCGAUUUCUAAGCUGGGUGGCUUUACUUUGCUUUAUCUGUGUGACUAUGGUGUGCAUGGUGCUUCUGAUUGUGGACCGAGACAAUAGCGCCAGUGGGCGGGUAUGUGCCAACACAAAUUCCAACGAUAGCAGCACUGUUCCGGCCAACUCUUCUCGGCCUCCACACCAGCAAGGCGUGCGUGUGAAUAUAAUGACAGGACUACUUGGCGGCUGCAUACAGCUUUCGUUUCUCGCCCUUUUCCUCUACCCGAUCAUGGACAAUAAGUUGAGGGCGGUACGAGCCAACCACACACGAGGAAAAAGCGUCGCAUUGAUAACUCUCAUAAGAAGAUCAUUCGUCCUUGCUGGUCUGUGCAUAUUAUCUGAUGUUGCAAUAGCUCUGUUAAUCAAGGUGGUCUACACAAGCCACCCAAGUGCUAUAUUUGCCCCGCUGGCCAUGUAUGAUGUUAACUUGGUCGUCAACCUGUUAUGUAUAGUGAUGACAUUCAGACGCUGGCGUGUCAUGCUCUUUCCAUGGUUCUACACCUCCCGAUGCCCAUUUGCCGCUUGCCCAAGCGCCUGCCACCAUAGGCUCCAGCCCGGGUCUUCCCGUACAUAUAUUGUAAACAAAAAAACGCCGGUAGCACCCCUCGCUUCAGUUGAGUCUCGUUCCCAAACUUGGGACCGUUCCACCAGCCACUUUUCUUCUCGUCGCCGCCGGGAAAAGAAGCUCCAAAUCCCGGAGAUCCGGGAGCCGGUUCCCGAUGUUGGCCUUCCUGUACUGCGGGAGAUUUCGGAAGAAAAAGAAGCAGAGUGGAAGAGCCAAUCUCUUUCUCUACAGAACCACAAAAUCGAGUCCGAAUUGCAGCAAUAUUCAGAUACAGUUUUCCAGCUCUCCUACCCUGAGUUCGAGCGCCAACGUUCAACGUCCCUAGUUCUCCGCACAGAGAACAAAUGUUCGGACAAAAAGUCAAAGACUGCCCUCGCCGCUUCUCUUAUCGCCAAAUCCAAAUGUUGGAUGAGAGACAACAAGCAAAACAAUACAUAAUUUGUAUAAUUCCUAAACAUUUUCCAGGUUAUUGCUUUUUUUUCGGGAGAGAAUUUUUCGUGCGGUUAGCGUUUCGUCGUGUUCUAUUUUUUCUUGCUAUUAAUAAACUGUAAAUCAUGUUCACACA
Molecule: messenger RNA, 1721 nt
Organism: Ciona intestinalis (vase tunicate)
Lineage: Eukaryota; Metazoa; Chordata; Ascidiacea; Phlebobranchia; Cionidae
Source: RefSeq, a predicted model, not a curated record